Pelmatolapia mariae (spotted tilapia) is the source of this 615-nucleotide messenger RNA. RefSeq names its product probable Bax inhibitor 1. Gene Ontology annotation, molecular function: enzyme binding. Gene Ontology annotation, cellular component: mitochondrial membrane. The coding region runs from base 1 to 615 and encodes 204 amino acids. Gene Ontology annotation, biological process: cellular response to unfolded protein; negative regulation of apoptotic signaling pathway; negative regulation of RNA splicing. NCBI's taxonomy places the organism in Eukaryota, Metazoa, Chordata, Actinopteri, Cichliformes, Cichlidae. The record is from RefSeq and is a predicted model, not a curated record. The transcript is spliced from 2 exons.
AUGCUCUAUGUCCUGGGGUUGUUGAUCUGUCUUUCGGUGGCUACCCUCACCUCACUGGGGUUGUUUAUCUGGUUUGCUGUGACGCCCCAUAACCCUGAGACAGAAAGGAAGAGACUUGCUUUCCUUGAAGGAUUUGCCAUGCUCACAGGUUUUAGCCUUGGACCCAUACUGGACGAUGUCAUCGCCGUCGAUCCGAAUGUAAUCGCGACCGCUUUCGUGGGAACCUCGGUGAUUUUCAUCUGCUUCACUCUCAGCGCCUUGUACGACACACAUAGGGGCCACCUGUUCCUCCGAGGCACACUAAUGUCCGGCUGUUCUUUUCUGUUCCUGGUGUCUCUGACGAACGUGUUCUUCGGAUCUACGCUUCUGUUUGAGGCGAACACCUACCUGGGACUGCUCGUCACGUGCGGCUUUGUCCUGUUUGACACUCAGCUCAUUAUCGAGAAAGCAAAGAACGGGGACAAUGACUACAUCUGGCACUGUGUGACCUUGUUUGAUGAUUCCAUUAGCAUUUUUAGGAGACUGAUGCUCAUCCUUUACACGAAGGAGAAGGCCAAGAAGACGAAGACGGUCUCUGAACGUAUUCUGUGCAAGAUAAUACCGACCGAUGUGUGA